AAAGAAGUAUAUUAGUGCUAAUUUCUCUAUUCAUCCUGCCUUUUUUCUUUUUUCAGCCCCACAAGCUUCUGGCACAAUGAAGUGGGUAACCUUUAUUUGCCUUCUCUUUCUUUUCAGCUCUGCCUACUCCAGGGGUGUGUUCCGUCGAGAUGCACACAAAAGUGAGAUUGCUCACCGGUUUAAGGAUUUGGGAGAAGAAAACUUCAAAGGCCUUGUGCUGGUUGCCUUCUCUCAGAAUCUCCAGAAGACCCCCUUUGAUGACCAUGUGAAAUUAGCAAAAGAAGUAACUGACUUUGCAAAAACAUGUGUUGCUGAUGAGUCAGCUGAAAAUUGUGGCAAGUCCCUUCACAUCCUUUUCGCAGAGAAAUUGUGUGGGGUUGCAUCUCUUCGUGAAACCUAUGGCGAGUUGGCCGACUGCUGUAGCAAGCCAGAGGCUGAGAAGCAUGAGUGCUUCCUGAAGUACAAGGACGAUGAUCCAAGCCUGCCUGCGCUGGUGAGACCAGAGCCCGACGCGCUGUGUGCUUCCUUUCAGGAAAACACACAGAAGUUUUUGGGAACAUAUUUAUAUGAAAUUGCCAGAAGACAUCCUUACUUUUAUGCCCCAGAACUCCUUUACUAUGCUCAAGAGCAUAAAGCAGUUUUGACAGAAUGCUGCCAAGCUGCUGACAAAGCCGCCUGCCUGGGACCAAAGUUGGAUGAUUUGAGGAUCAAAAUACUGGCCUCAUCUGCCGGACAGAGACUGAAGUGCUCCAGUCUUGAAAAAUUCGGAGAGAGAGCUUUCAAAGCAUGGUCCAUAGCUCGCUUGAGCCAGAAAUUUCCCAAGGCGGAUUUUACGGAGGUUACCAAGCUGGUGAAUGAUCUUGCCAAAGUCCACAAGGAAUGCUGCACUGGGGACCUGCUUGAGUGUGCCGAUGACAGGGAGGAUAUUGCCAAGUAUAUGUGUGAGAAUAAAGAUUCAAUCUCCUCAAAAGUGAAGCAAUGCUGUGAUAAGCCUACAUUGGAAAAAUCCCACUGCCUUUCUGAGCUGGAAAAUGAUGACUUGCCCACUGACCUGACCCCACUAGCUGCUACUUUUGCUGAAGAUAAAGAUGUUUGCACUAACUACAAGGAGGCAAAAGAUCCCUUCCUGGGCUCGUUUUUGUAUGAAUAUUCAAGAAGACAUCCUGAAUAUUCUGUCUCAUUGUUACUGAGACUUGCCAAGCAAUACGAAACCACACUGGAAAAGUGCUGUGCCACCGCGGAUCCUCAUGCUUGCUAUUCCAAAGUGUUUGAUGAAUUUAAACCUCUUGUGGAAGAGCCAACACAGUUAGUCAAAAAGAAUUGUGAAGAGUUCGAAAAACUUGGAGAGUAUGGCUUCCAAAAUGAGCUCAUAAUUCGUUACACCAAGAGAGCACCCCAAGUAUCGACUCCAACUCUUGUGGAUAUCUCAAGAAAACUAGGAAAAGUGGGCACCAGGUGUUGUAAACUUCCUGAAGCACAAAGAAUGGGCUGUGCUGAAGACUUUCUGUCCGUGGUGCUGAACGGGUUGUGCGUGCGUCAUGAGAAGGCACCAGUGAGCGAAAGAGUUACCAAAUGCUGCACAGAAUCAUUGGUGAACAGACGGCCAUGCUUUUCUGCUCUGGAAUUGGAUGCAACCUUUGUUCCCAAAGAAUUUGUUGCUGAAACAUUCACCUUCCAUGCAGAUGUAUGCACACUUCCUGAGCACGAGCAACAAAUCAAGAAACAAACUGCACUUGUUGAGCUGUUGAAACACAAGCCUAAAGCCAGCGAGGAAAAACUGAAAACUGUUUUGGGGAAUUUCUCAGCUUUUGUACAGAAGUGUUGUGCAGCAGCUGACAAAGAGGCCUGCUUCUCUGAGGAGGGACCAAAACUUGUUGCUUCAAGUCAAGCUGAGUUGGCCUAAAGACCGAAAAACCCCAAGUACCUCAGCCUCCCCUGGAAGAAAGGGAGAUGAAGACCCAAAGCUUACUCAUCUGUUUUUCCUUCUGUUUGGUGUAAAACCAACAACCUAUCU
Molecule: messenger RNA, 2014 nt
Organism: Phyllostomus discolor (pale spear-nosed bat)
Lineage: Eukaryota; Metazoa; Chordata; Mammalia; Chiroptera; Phyllostomidae
Gene: ALB
Product: albumin
Exons: 15
Coding region: 77-1903 (608 amino acids)
Biological process (GO): transport
Cellular component (GO): blood microparticle; cytoplasm
Source: RefSeq, a predicted model, not a curated record